CCUUAAUAUUUUGCCAAUAAGUUGUCUUUAAAAACCAACAAAAGAACAUUUUCAGAAAGAUCUGAGUCAUAGACACUUUCAGAAAUUUGAUUUGUGUUUGACUGUCCGGUGCCAUAACGGUCGGUCAAAUCCUUUCAUUUUAUUUUCUCAAUCCUCUCCGCUUUGACGCUCUUCAAUUACUCUUUACUCUUCACAUUAAUCAAACUAAACCCUAAGCAGAGCAUCACCGCUUUCUGAUUCUAUCAGGUUUGUAAGCUGAUUAAUCUCUGAUUCUCUUUCUUUUAAUUCAGAUCAAAGCUGUUGGUUCAUUUGAUCAAAAUUCUCGAUUUCAUUACCAAAUGAUUGAUGGAGAGGGGGCUCGCGGGAACAACCUUGACCAAGUCGCCUCUCCCAAUUCUUUCAGUCCACCCCGUUUGAAAUCGGCCAGCGGCGGCGCCUCAAAAGCAUCUUGCGGAGAAUCGGAUCUCGAACGCUAUUGCAGGGCGAACUCGGCGCUUGGAACGCCGAAUGCAAUAGCUACAUUCAAUGAUUGUUUUGGAGAAUCUGAGUUCGGGUCAGUUAGGGGUAUUAAUGGUUUGGUUGAUGAUUUUGAGAAUUUCAGUUUGGAGGGGAACCUAAAUGUUCUAUCCAAUGGGAGAAUUUCGUUUCGAAAAGACAGAACCGAAGAAGGAAGCAGAUUUGCUAACGUUAAAAUCGUUGAAGAAGGUAGUUCUUCAUGUUUGGAUAUGCAGUUAAGGGAGGAAGAUGGGAAUUCAUCUAGAUAUGAGCAUUCAGAAGGGGAAGAUUCGAUGUAUAACUAUGGGACAGAUGAUGAUGAGUGUAAGAAUAAUUCUUAUUAUAGGAAGAAAUAUAAAAAUGAGAAUGAGAAUGUGUGCGAGAAUCCUUUGGUGAUUAAUUCGUCUGUGGCGUUUGGUGCCAAUGAUUGGGAUGAUUUUGAGCAAGAAGCGGGCAUGGCUGAUCUGGCUUCUUUCAUGCUGCUAGAUGCAUCCGUCGCAAAGGAAAGAGUUCAAGUUAGGGAUGAAUCGCAAGAGCAUAUUAAUACUUUUGGUGUUUUUCCAAUUGGUUUUUCCAGUUCAGGAGAACCAGAGCUUGUAGAAGAAGCAAAAGACAUUCCUAUGGCAAGUUAUCAAGAAAGGGUGGUUGAUGAUUUAGUAGAAGAGGCAAAUUUGGUCAAUGCGGUCAGUUUUCGAAGGGGUCACGAGGCAGAGAAAUAUGUAAAAGAUAUUGCUUUUACUAGAAAUCAACUCCACGAUGCUGAUGAUGACAUGAAGUAUCUAGAAACUUGUUCUGUUACCGAUGUCUUUGCAAUGGAGCAGGAUACCCCUGUAGAAAAAGCCCCUGUGGAGAUAGGUUUGUAUGUUGUGGAUUCUGAUAGGGUAAGGCAGCAUCAAUCUAUUGAUUCUAAGGAGGUGAUUGCUGUUGAUGAGAGUAAAUUAUCUGAUAGACAGGACAUUGGCAAGUAUAAAGCAGAAUUGGAUCCGCUUGCUGAUUGUGCCCGUCCAAUCUACUCUCCUCCAAAAAUAAAUGCACUAGUGUUUGACGAUUGCAAACCUGAUUUUCCCACAUCUACUUGUGAAAGUAUUGGGAGUACUACAUUCAAGAAUCUUCCUGCACCAGCAGAUGUAUUUGAAGAACCUACUGGACCGGUUAAGGUGGAGAAUCUUGAGCUAAAUGAAUUUUAUGAUGAGGUUGUUCAUGACAUGGAAGAAAUUUUGCUUGAGUCUGUUGACUCUCCUGGAGCCAUGUUCUUCUCUCAGGGUAAUAGGAUGUUCCAACCACAGUUAUCCCUACCUCUAAGAGAUGGAGGGUCAACUGCUUCUACUUCAGAUGCAGGUGAUGCUUACCUCCGCACUGCACAUGCCAUGAGAAUAGAUGGUGUUGAAGUGGUGGGUGCAAAGCAGAAGAAAGGAGACGUCUCUCUUAGUGAAAGAUUGGUUGGGGUAAAGGAAUACACUGUGUAUAAGAUAAGAGUGUGGUGUGGCAAUGACCAGUGGGAGGUUGAACGCAGAUACCGCGAUUUCUGUACCCUCUAUCGUCGCUUGAAAUCAUUAUUCUCUGAGCAAGGUUGGAUUCUUCCUCCUCCCUGGUCAUCUGUAGAAAGGGAAUCUAGAAACAUAUUUGGGAAUGCAUCUCCUGAUGUUAUUGCUGAAAGAAGCGUUCUUAUUCAAGAAUGUUUAUGUUCCAUUAUCCAUUCCAGGUUUUCUUCUAGUCCUCCAACUACGUUGAUUUGGUUUUUGUCUCCUCAAGAUUCAUUUCCUAGCACCCCCCCAUCAAAUACCCUGUUGCCUCAGUCUACAUAUUUUUCAAGAGGGCAAGAUACAGAAAAUAUUUCUCCUUUAGGGAAGACUAUAUCACUUAUUGUUGAAGUUCGACCACCCAAAUCAAUGAAACAGAUGUUAGAAGCUCAACAUUACACUUGUGCUGGAUGCCACAAACAUUUUGAUGAUGGAAUGACUGUAAUGCAAGAUUUGGUCCAAUCAUUUGGAUGGGGAAAGCCUAGACUUUGUGAAUACAUCGGCCAGUUGUUUUGUUCUUCCUGUCACAAAAAUGAGAUGGCAGUCUUACCAGCAAGAGUGUUGCAUCUUUGGGAUUUUACUCGUUAUCCAGUUUCUCAAUUGGCUAAAUCAUAUCUGGAUUCUAUACAUGACCAGCCCAUGCUUUGUGUUAGUGCAGUUAAUCCUCUCCUGUUUUCGAAGGUUCCAGCCCUGCACCAUGUUAUGGGCAUUAGGAAAAAAAUAGGAAAUAUGCUUCCAUAUGUUCGCUGUCCGUUUCUUAUGUCAAUCAACAAAGGACUUGGAUCUCGAAGAUAUCUUAUUGAAAGCAAUGAUUUUUUUGCGCUUAGAGAUCUCAUUGAUCUUUCCAAAGGAGCUUUUGCAGUAAAUAUGUCAGCUCUUCCUGUGAUGGUGGAAACUGUAUCAAGGAAAAUUCAGGAACAUAUAGUAGAGCAAUGCCUCAUAUGCUGUGAUGUAGGAGUCCCUUGCAGUGCUCGCCAGUCUUGUAAUGACCCAUCAUCUCUCAUAUUUCCUUUUCUGGAAGGUGAUAUUGAAAAGUGCAUGUCCUGUGGAUCAGUUUUCCAUAAGGAUUGCUUUAAAAGGAUUGCAAACUGUCCUUGUGGGUCACUACUUAGAGCAGAUGAGGCGAUGAGGCAUUCAAAUAGUCUAAUCCUUGGUGCUAGUUUUGGGGCAAAUGGAGGAGCAUUAGACUUGUUAGGGAAGAGGUCAAGUUCUGGGUUACCUGUGGGUUUCCUCUCUGGACUAUUUUCAAGGACAAAGCCAGAAGGGAUGGAGCAUAAAGACAAUGAAAAUAUCAUUGUAAUGGGUUCUCUGCCAAGCAAUUAUUUGUGAUCACGUGUGUCAUAUUUUUGUACAUGAAGUUUGAUUUUCAUUUGUUGGACCUUGGUUCUAUUACAUGUGACCAAAUUCUGAGGUGUCGACUAGCCCUGUAUAAUAAAACAUACACAAACAAAGCUGUCUGAAUGGCCAUCACAGAUAUGUACACAGAUUUCUUUCAGAUUUACCAUCUUCUGGUGCUUUAAGUUGGGUAAAACUUUCUCAAGGUUACGUUUUUAAGAUGUAAUUCUUGUUUUGCAUAAAGGGUUGAUUUAGUGCGAAGGUAAAAAAUAAUGUUCUCUUGUCAAAUUGUUGUCAUUUUUAUCGAUUGUAAACACUCAACUUGGAGAGACAGCGACCUCAUUACAAAAUUGAAGGAGAUAAUAACUUUAUUAUUAUUAUUAUUUAUUUCAAA
Messenger RNA from Durio zibethinus, 3744 nucleotides. RefSeq lists its product as uncharacterized. The record is from RefSeq and is a predicted model, not a curated record. Lineage: Eukaryota; Viridiplantae; Streptophyta; Magnoliopsida; Malvales; Malvaceae. Gene Ontology annotation, molecular function: phosphatidylinositol binding.